ACUUGAAGGAGUUGCAGCAGCUCCUAGGCUUCGUCAAUUACUACAACAGGUUCGUGCCACAGUAUGCGAAAAUCGCAGCACCACUCACGAGUCUGCUGAAGAAGAACACGCCCUACAAAUGGAAGCCGAAGCACCAGGAAGCCGUGGAGCAGCUGAAGCAAGCACUCACGUCCGCACCAGUACUCAUCUUGCCAGAUCCCGAACGCGACUACGUCAUCGAAGCUGACGCCAGCGACCAGGCAGUGGGAGCAGUCUUAAUGCAAGACCAGGGGAAUGGACUGCAACCAAUCGCCUACCUCAGCAAGAAACUGCACGGGGCAGAACUAAACUACCCAAUACACGACAAAGAGGCCUUUGCCAUCGUCAUCACCUUCAAAGCGUGGAGAUGUUAUCUCAAAGGACGAAGAACAACCGUCUACACCGACCACUGCAGCCUGAAAUAUUUGAAGACACAACCCAACCUUUCCAGGCGGCAGGUUCGGUGGAUCGACUUCCUCGAGACACACUUCCACUACGACAUCGUGUACAAGCCCGGCCACAAAAACAAAGCAGAUGCUCUCAGCCGACCUGCACACCUUUGAGGGGGGGAAGUGUGAGAGUAUGACCCCGUUACACCACUUGUCCCUUUUCUUAUUUCCUUCCUCUUUUCAUUUCUCUU
Closterium sp. NIES-67 is the source of this 658-nucleotide messenger RNA. Lineage: Eukaryota; Viridiplantae; Streptophyta; Zygnematophyceae; Desmidiales; Closteriaceae. The record is from the annotation of a GenBank genome assembly.